AUGGCUACUCAGCGUAAUCGCCAAGUAACGUUAGAAAGGCAGUUGGUCAAACAAGUGAGCAAAUCGAUGCCGACUGUGCAGACGAAAGUUACAAACCAGCAUCCGUCGGACGCGGACUCACAUCAAAAUCACGCACGAUUGCCACGCCGUUCGAGUUCGAAUUCUCAUAGAGUGAACAGCAAGACGUCAUCGAGGUUGCCACCUCAACCGGGCGGGAAUGUGUGGCACGAUUGCGUGGGAGAGGCCGACGAACACGACUCGAUGAGGCGUUUGUUGUUGCUGCAUUUGGAACUCAUUCAGCAACUUCAGGAGCAAAUAAAAGCUAAGGAUGCAGAGCUGACACGAAUUGUGAACCAGCGGGAUCAGAUGGCUGUAAAAGUUGAACGAAUGGAGCGGAGAAUAGUUUUGCUGCAAAAGAAAUCAACCACAUGCAAUAAACCUAACGUAAAAGCUUGCAGCAAACUGCUGAAACAAAACUGCGCAGACUCUGACGAUUGUGACAUUCUUGAGAAGACGAGUCCAUUUGGUGAGGUGACCCUACAGGACAAACAAUAUGAACCUGUAGAGAAGAAAGAAAUCUUUCAAACCUUAAAUGUUGUAUCGGAGUGUGGACUGCUGUCAGGCAGUGUGAAUAGAACAUCUAAAGCUGCAAUACCCGUAGAGAUGGCUGACCAAACGGAAUCGAUUAUGUUGGAAUUUCCUGAGGCGGAUGAUCCUUUUGUGGGGCCAUCUCUGGCAAUACCUAGCUACACAAAUAUGUCAGUUGAUUCAUCUAAUCCAUCCACUCCUGCAUCUGCGGUCUCACCAAGUGGGCCGUCGUCACCUCUGACAUCACUUGAACAUCACAAUGGACAUGAUGAUGAGGUUCCUGUUGCACAAGCUGUAAGAGAAAUGAACUGCAUACGAACGAAAUUUCUGACCAUCUUACAUGAAGGAACAUUCAGGGGUCAGAGUAUGGAUGACAUGGAUUUAUCGAAGGCAUCACAAGGCCCAAUGAUAAAGGUUCCAAAGUGGAGAAAUGUCAACAGCUGCAGAGUGAAAAUGAAACAUGCACGAAGUGCAUACACGGAGGACAUAUCAGAUAGUGCGUAUCUAAAGCGACACAACAAAAGCGAAGCAGAGGAGAAGAGAAUCAAGAAGUGGGACAUACGGAGAAUUCGAGAGCAGAGACAGCAGGAGGCUCUAAAACGGCGAUACAGUAAUGGAAACGUGCCAAAAGUCAAGUGUGUACAGGUCAAGGUAGACGACGAUGCAACAGUGACGACGUUUCUUCCAAACCCUAAUAACCUUCAAACAUUGGAAGUACAAGAUGAAAUUGUUGUAAGCGCAUUUGGACAACCACUGCCAUUGUUACCAGAUCGAGAGUUUGGUUUGCCUUGGUUCCAUGUCGGAAGUCGUAAUGCAGUCACACAGAACACACGCACAAGAAAGAAACUGAAAGGACGAUUGUACCAUAGAGUUACAUAAGAGCCGAGAGAUCGGGCAUACUUCUAAUUAGCAAUAUUAAAACAAAAUACUUGAAUUCAAAUUGAAACCGUACAACACAAUACACUCAUAGAGAAGGAAAUAUGGAAACUCGCACGCAUAGCAACACAUCAUGUCAAUAAUUUCUUCAUUUAAUGCUACACAUGCCAUGGCAGGGCGACACAACAAUAGGCAUUCGAGUGUGGUACAUAUAUAUGUAUGAGGUGUAUAGAUGAGACGACCGAGAUUUCUAUGUCACAAAACAGCAAAUCUAAUCAAAUAACAUGCAUUUAGAAGCAGUGUACCACUGCAGUCAACAUGUAAGUCGGUAGCAUAGCACU
Corticium candelabrum is the source of this 1805-nucleotide messenger RNA. Its product is annotated as male-specific lethal 1 homolog. The transcript has 6 exons. Gene Ontology annotation, molecular function: chromatin binding. The coding region runs from base 1 to 1467 and encodes 488 amino acids. The record is from RefSeq and is a predicted model, not a curated record. Gene Ontology annotation, cellular component: MSL complex. Lineage: Eukaryota; Metazoa; Porifera; Homoscleromorpha; Homosclerophorida; Plakinidae.